ACGCAGAGUCGUAGACCGGAGCGGAUCUGACCUGGCCGAGCGCGCGAGACUGGGUCCUAUAGAAGCAGAGGUUUCGGUGGGUGCUGAUUUAUAUACAAGUAUUGUCCGCAACGUCGGUCGUCGGUAUACAUGCGCGACUAACCCUUUAUAUUAUAUAUACUCAUAACCGCGCAUCCGAUCUCUUGCGGUUCGGCUUCCUAACCUCGCUACCCCAUAUGCACUAAUUCUGUGAUCGUAAUUUACAAGUGCAAACAUCUGCGAAAUUUCGACAAGGGUUGCAUGCAGGCUUGUAUGCCUUUCAAAGUCAGGAUAUGUUAACAUUUCCCCGCAGCUCGUAGCACAAGAGUGGGGAAAAACCUACCUGCGAGGUGUAGGUAUGAAGCUUCAUCGGCGCUGCAUCCGCGGUUACCGAUAUAAAUAGACCGGCUGGCAGAGAAGGUUCAUUAGUCCUUCCAAGUCCAGCACACUCCGAUCUACUUGGUAUAUUCUCGAUACGACUCGGAGAGGUCCGACAACCGAGUCACAGUCUCCCAGGCAACGACUUCUCAUCAUCUCAAAAAAAACUGUUUCCAAAAGAGAAGCUCUCCUUCAUUCCCGUGGAUCGUCGCAACGAGCUCGUCCUACCGCAACCAUGAUGUUUAACCUCCAAGCCAUUGUCGACGAGAAAUCGGCUCUUAGCCGGCAAUCCGAGCAGACGACCACAACAAUGAGUCCAGAGAAGCUUGUGCGUCUAGUAAAGGCGAAUGGCGUCGAUUUGAAAUCUCGAGACGAUAAAGGACGAACCUUUCUGCACCACGCGGUGGAACAAGCCCAACUGGAGGUGAUAGAAUUGUCGUUGGAGAAAGGGGCCGACGUUAACGCCGCCGAUAAUUUCGGCAUGACGCCGCUGCUUACCGCGGUGAAAAGCAGCGAAGCCAAAAAGAUUCUGCCUCUGCUGAUGAGACACAGCAUCGACAUGUCUGCUAGAAGUAAAAACGGCCAGAACGUCCUGCACACGUUGAUACACAGCUCGGUCAUGUCGGACAUGGAACACGCCGAGGAUCUGAUCAAAGCGUUCGUCAAGAAGGGCGGCUCGAUCGACGAUAGAGAGACCGCCCUCAACUACCAGGCGAUACAUUUGGCCACUGCCUUCAGCAAAAAUAAUUUGGUAAAACUUCUUUUAGAUCACGGCGCGAACGUCAACGACGCAAAAGCGAAACUCGGAAAGUUUCCCCUGUAUCUAGCAGCUGAACGAAAGAACACGGAAGUGAUGGAAACCUUACUGAAACGCGGCGCGAACGUCCACCUGAAAACCGACGAAGGUCGCACGGCGUUACAUCGCGCUUGUGAAGAUGUAAUGGCGAGGUUCAACUGGAACAACGUCAAGCUUCUCUUGGGCGCCGGUGCGAAUGUGCUCGUCGAAGAUGAUCGCGGAGACACGCCCCUCGCUCUGGUACUUCGCAAUUUCCAUGAAAACUCCAUGGACGCCGAGAAGAACAAGGCUGGCAUCAAAAUAUUGCUCGAAGCUCUGGCUUCGAAAAAAGUCGGCAUGCAGCGGUCGGACGAGUUGAAGGACGAACGCAUCGUCAGGAGGCAUCUGGAUAUGUGGGAUUAUUAUCGACAAUGCGUAGAAAAUAAGUCUAAAACUUAUAACGAUAAUAAUAAUAAUAAUAAUAAUAAUAAUAAUAAUAAUUAUUAUAAUAAUAAUAAUGGCGCACGAAGAAAAGUACCGAAUUAUAAUAGAAAUCAACCGCGCAAGACGUAUGAUAACUUGCAACCGCCAUGGAGAAAAGACAGUUCCGGUAGUCAGAUGACAAAGUCGGCAAACAGAUUUGCACUUCUUCGACCAACUAAUUAAUUUAAUCAACAAAAAAAAAUAAUAAUCAUGCUAAAUAUUCAUUGAUAUUGUUAAGUUUGACUGUGUAGUGUGCAUUUUUACGUAACUUGAUUUCUCUGCGUUUGUUAUAUAUUUAAGAUAGACUCAACUGGUUGUACGGUGUAGAUUCGUAUGAAACUUAUUUGUUUUAUUUUAUUUGGUUUGUUGAUCGCGUAAAAUACUUUUUGGUUGAUAAACGAUGAUUGAUAGAAAAUUACACUGUGCUCGCGUGUGCGAUAAUCUUUUUAAUAUUACAGGAUUUGAUGUAUUGAACGCCUUGAAAAAAACUUCAAACGACUUAAUUUCAAAUAAAAAUUUUAGUGUUAAACUUAA
Molecule: messenger RNA, 2188 nt
Organism: Nasonia vitripennis (jewel wasp)
Lineage: Eukaryota; Metazoa; Arthropoda; Insecta; Hymenoptera; Pteromalidae
Product: putative ankyrin repeat protein RF_0381
Exons: 3
Coding region: 632-1837 (401 amino acids)
Molecular function (GO): protein binding
Source: RefSeq, a predicted model, not a curated record